Messenger RNA from Aspergillus aculeatus ATCC 16872, 807 nucleotides. Its product is annotated as RNA-binding signal recognition particle subunit SEC65. NCBI's taxonomy places the organism in Eukaryota, Fungi, Ascomycota, Eurotiomycetes, Eurotiales, Aspergillaceae. Gene Ontology annotation, cellular component: signal recognition particle, endoplasmic reticulum targeting. The transcript has 2 exons. Bases 1 to 807 code for a protein of 268 amino acids. Gene Ontology annotation, molecular function: 7S RNA binding. Gene Ontology annotation, biological process: SRP-dependent cotranslational protein targeting to membrane; SRP-dependent cotranslational protein targeting to membrane, signal sequence recognition. The record is from RefSeq and is a predicted model, not a curated record.
AUGUCGCGAGCAGCUCGAGUCGAGGAGGUGUACGACUCCGACCCCGAGGAAGUUGCGCCCUCCGCCAGCUUCGCCAACGACGCCAUCAUUUCUCCUGCUGGCAUCCCCACCACGUCCUCUAUGCCCACGAGGCCUCCCCCGGAGCCCACGCGCGAGAUCCCUAAACAUUAUCAAUGCUUGUACCCUAUAUACUUCGAUAAGUCCCGGUCUCGCGCCGAGGGCCGCAAGGUCGGCGCUGAACUGGCCGUCGAGAACCCAUUGGCUCGAGACAUCGUCGAUGCAGUGCAGAUGAUGGGGUUGACCGUGGGCUUCGAGCCGGAGAAGUUGCAUCCCAAGGACUGGGCCAACCCUGGUCGUGUGCGCGUGAUGCUGAAAGACGAGAGUGGCCAAUUGGUCAACCCGCAAAUCAAAAACAAACACCAUCUAUACAUCCUUGUGGCGCAGUACCUCAAAGCUCACCCAACUACCGAAGAAUCGCCCUACCGGUUGAGAAUCAGAGGACUUCCGGUCCCCGAGAAACUUCCCGGCGCUCCCCCCGCUCCCCGGGGCUGGAAGAUCGGAAAGAUUCUCCCCAUCCACUCCCCUGCCUACAGCGGUGGCGGUGUUAGCGAUAACCCGCUCAAGGACGCCAUGGCUGAGAUGCAGAACAUGCAGGGCAUGCCCGGUAUGCCUGAGAUACCCGGAAUGGCGGAUCUGGCAAACAUGAUGGGCGGCUUAGGAGGUCUGGGUGGCUUGGGUGGCGGCAGCCCUGCCGCUCCCAGCGGCAGUGAAAAGAAGAAGAAGGACAAGAAGAAGGGCAAGGCUUAG